Molecule: messenger RNA, 984 nt
Organism: Caenorhabditis bovis
Lineage: Eukaryota; Metazoa; Nematoda; Chromadorea; Rhabditida; Rhabditidae
Source: the annotation of a GenBank genome assembly
AUGACAAUCCCUCCUCAACCCCAACAACAUCAUUUCGAGUCGUAUCAGUAUACGACCGAGAGCCGCAGCAGUCAGAAUCGCACCUUGACGCCGUCGCAGCAGUAUCGCAGCGAUUCGCGAGCAUCGACAAUUCCGGAUCCUGUGGAACGCCACGUGGCACGCUGGCGCAGCGAAUCGAGAAAUUCGAAUCGCGACAAGGUGUUCAGAAACGAUGAGGAGUUUAGCCAACAAGACGAGAUUGUGAACGGAACAUUGACGGCGUUGAAGAAUGACGUCGAGCAGACGACGGAGAUUAUUCGCCGCAAACAGGAGCAAAUGCGUUUGGAGCGUCGCCAAUUUCAAACCGAAAUGGAAGUGACGGGACGAAUCUCGGUGGAUCCGAGCGAUGAUUGGCUGGCGGCGAGAUUGAAGGCGGUCAGCGCCGACGACAUGAACAACACACUUCACAAGCUCAAGGAUGAUCAGAAGCAAAAUGCGGUGACUGACACGCUCGCGGCUCUCGUCUAUGACGUCAAUGCGACCACCGAGGUGUUGAGACGCGCCAAUAUGGGACAUGUGCCACCACCGCGUCCAAAACUUCCCGAAGACGAUAACAUCGAGGUCGAUGAUUUCUCGCGAAACUAUGGCGUUCAGAUGACCGAGGAGACGGACAGCUUGCGGCGACGUCGUGCGCGCUCAACGACGCCAAGACGGACGUUGCACAUCUCGGGCUCACCUGAACCGCCGGCCGCCGCUGUUUGCGCCUAUUGCAGCGAGGAGAUCGAUGGUCCGAUUCUGACGGCUCUUGCGCCCAACUCGGAACGAGCUCAGAAAUUCCAUACAUAUCAUUUUAUGUGUACGUAUUGUCAAAAGGCUCUCAACAUGCACGGCACAUUCCGUGAGCACGACCGCAAGCCCUAUUGUCAUGAUUGCUUCUAUAAGCUUUACAAUGGAUUGCAGUAUGCGCCAGAUGAGCAUCAAGCUAGUAUCGAGAAGCUGAUUUAA